Astrephomene gubernaculifera is the source of this 2492-nucleotide messenger RNA. NCBI's taxonomy places the organism in Eukaryota, Viridiplantae, Chlorophyta, Chlorophyceae, Chlamydomonadales, Astrephomenaceae. The record is from the annotation of a GenBank genome assembly.
CACAACCGCAGCAUCAUCACCAAUCGCAGGAACGACUAUCUUGUGAUGACGUCAACCAGCAGCACAAGCAGCAGCAACUCGACUGCCACCAGCAGGGCCAGGUCCCUUUUGGUCAUUAUCAGGAGCAGCACCCCCAGCAGCAGCAGCAAGGCGCUCCUCCCACCCACCCAUGCCAGCUUCCCUGGCAGCAGCAUCAACUGCUGCUGUCUACACCGCCCCUGCAGCAGGCGUCGCAGGCGGUAGUGGCGGCAGCUCCCGCGCCAAUACCCGUACGCGUAUCACCAGUGUACGACAGCUUCAGUCCUGGGGUGCCCGUACAGCAGCCGCAUGCACACGACCGGGCUUGCAUGGUUUCAUGUCGCCACGAUGACUCCCGGCGGGGGGAUUGCGGCAACAGCGGGAGCGCCUCUUCAGACGUCGCUGUGGCCGGGGUCUCGGAGGCAGCCGUGCCACCCUCUCCAAAUGGAGCCUACGCGUUGGGAAGCGGUAGUAGUAGCGAAGAUGCAGACGCCACCGCUGUCGCUGUUACAGUAGCCACUGUUGCUGCUGCUGGAUCGGGCAAUGUCGGCGCCUGCACGGAAGUCGUAGCAUGCGGUGCAUGCCAAGCCUUGCCCCUUGGUUCGGAAGGGGGCCUAGGGCAUGCUGGCACCUCCAUCCCUUCUCCCAGCCUCAGCCCAGAACCGCCUGAAACAAUCACCCCAGCAACGGGGAACUCCAGUUCUGCUGCAGCUGCUGUUGCCAGGAGCGCUGCCAAUGGGGAACCUAGCGGCGGCAGCGGCGGUGGUGCUGCUGCUGCUGCUGCCGUUGGUGGUGGUGAUACGGUGGUGCCUAGCCGGCGCCGCCUGCCUGCCUCCUUCACAAGCCUCAGCAACAGCAGCGGUCCAAGCAGCAGCACGGGCACGGCAGCGGCUGUCCUGAUGGCGCCAGGGGCGACGACGACGGCGGCUGCAGCAGCAGCUGGGGGUUCAUCAGGCAGCGGGGGCAGGUGCGGUAGCGGAGGUGCGCGGGCGGCGCUGCCGUCCAUUGCGGAGGUGCGGGCAGCCAAGGCGGCGGCAGCAGCAGCGGCAGCAGCUAGCGGGGGCGCACGACGUGUCCAACAAAUGCCAACAUUGCAGUUUGUGGGCAGCAUCCGGUACGCCACCACUGCGGUGGAGGUGGACUGGCUGUGCGGGCAGCUGCUGGCGGCCGGGCCGACCACAGUGGGACUGGACAUGGAGUGGCGUCCGCAGUACGUGGCAGGCUCAGCGGGCAAUCCGACAGCGCUGGUGCAGAUCUGCUACCAGGUGCCUCCGCCACCGGCGCCCGCAGCGGGUGCAGCUGCUGCUUGCGGCCCGGCACUGCAGCUGGACGCAAACAGCGGUCGCCACUGCUGCUGCCUGCUGCUUCACGUGAUCCAUUCGGGCAUCACACCGCGACUGAGGCAGCUACUGGAAGCCGAGGAGCCGCGAAAGGUUGGAGUCAACAUCACCGGGGACGCGCAGAAGCUCCGACGUGACUACGGGGUGGACAUGCGGGGCCUGUUGGAGCUGGAUGCAGUGGCCAAUGAGCGGGUGCUGCAGCAAAUCGAGCACGUUACGGUCAACACCGAGUACCGCUCCCGCUGGUCCCUGGCAGCGCUGGUGGGAAUAGCCUUGCGACGCCACCUGCCCAAGCCCAACAGCAUCCGCUGCGGCAACUGGGAGAAGCGGCCACUGGACGCUGCACAACAGCGGUACGCCGCUCUGGACGCAUACGCCGGCUUGGCAGUGUGGGCGGCACUUAAUCGGUUGCCGUACCGCCUCAAACCACCUCCGGUUGCCGUGGCUGGGGCUGCAGCUGCAGCGCCAGUUCAGCAUCCGACAACACCCGCUGACACGGCUCCGCAAGCAGCAGCAACACCACCGCCAGCACCCAUCUCGACCUCCACUACGCCGACUGGAGCAGACAGGACGGUGGGGGAUGUGGGAGUUGUAAUACGCGCCGAGGCAGCAGCCGGCAGUGCUGCCGCAGGCAACAACAGCGGCAGCGCCUGCAGCGGCGAGGUGAUCCAACCCAACAGUGGUCCAGGGGCUGUCCUGGCUGCUUCUGAUGCGACCGGCAGCGGCCCGGGUGCUGAGGCUGGGUGAAGCAGCCGUUUGUGAAGGCAUGUGCAACUGGGAGCAGUAGGCUGCGUUGGUCGUAAAGAGGAUUGGAAACAGGGGUGUGGGAUGCAGAAGACGCAGGGGCGGAUCAAAAAUUACAUUGUUAUUGACAAGGUCUCGCAGCGUAUGCGCAUAUGUACAGUUAUGGAUAGGUCAAGCAGAUCUGCCAGGGUUCCAAACACCCUGGGGUCGAAUAGGACAGGGUGUUAAUUAACUCGCGCUCACACCGUUAUUCACACGAAAUGCAAUGGCGAUCACGGUACUAUACAUGGUUCGUUAAAUGCAUAUGCUCGCUCAUAUUAUCCGGCGUCAUUAUCAUGGAUCGGCCGUACACAAGCAAAGCGCGCCUCACAAGACACGUGUAAACUAGAC